Molecule: messenger RNA, 1164 nt
Organism: Tricharina praecox
Lineage: Eukaryota; Fungi; Ascomycota; Pezizomycetes; Pezizales; Pyronemataceae
Exons: 2
Coding region: 414-920 (168 amino acids)
Biological process (GO): cellular response to amino acid stimulus; positive regulation of TOR signaling
Cellular component (GO): Ragulator complex
Molecular function (GO): molecular adaptor activity; guanyl-nucleotide exchange factor activity
Source: RefSeq, a predicted model, not a curated record
CGAACAUACAUAGCGCCACAAGAUGAGUUGCACGGACUCUAGAGUCUACAGCAAUUUGUGCUUCUGCAGGAAUAGAGAUCGUACAUAGCUGGUAAUCACUUUAGAUUAGCCGCCAGCUUGCCUCGAAUUUGUACCUAUCCCAUACAAGCUCCAUCUGUGCUUCUCGAAGCUCCAUUCGGUGUUACAGUUACACGGCACUACUUGAUGUUGCUGACCAAGGUGCCAAGAGCUCGACCGAGCGCGUAAAGGCACCCAAGCACCUCGUGUUUCCAAGGGUGCAGGUGAACUCCCGCGGCCGAUCAACACUCACCACCCUCACUCCUCCUCCGAAGAAGUGAAGCUCGAAGAGUUCGGGUUCAGUCGCCGCUUCUCGGACAUUUCAACACACGCAUACCACGACUCCGAUCGCAAUCAUGCUCAAAACCAAGCCCCUAACCCAACUGCUCUCGCAAUCCAUCAGUCCCAAUGUCUCGUCGGCACUACUCUUCACCCCUUCCGGCUCCCUCCUGGCAACCGGCACCUCCCCCGUCGCCCCCGACGCGAAGAAGGCGCGCACCAACGCCGCGCUAGCCGCCAACAUCUGGAGCACGUACUCCUCGACGACCGAAGACGACGACGGAUUGAAGACGCUCACCCUCGAGUUUGAGGAGUACAACAUGCAUAUAGCGCUUGUUGCGCCACGCGUGCUGCUGUGUCUAAUCGGGCCGACGAAGCCGAAUACGCCCCGGUACAGCAGCUCCAGGAGCAGUGCGCACAGCCAAGGGAGUGUCGGCGGGAAUGGAACACUGGGGAGUGCUGGGCCUUCAAGUGUUAAGGCGGGUGUUGGAGGUGGGUUGGGUCUGCUGAAGACGCAGGCACAAGCGUUGGUACAGUACCUCGAGAAGGAGCUGGGCGGGUAUGAGCUACCGGAAGGCCUUUGAAGACGUGCUUUCGUUUGGAGUUGAGGUGUGGGUUCUGUAAUAGCAUUCUGUUCUGAUGGGGGUCUCCUUUUUUUUGUGUUUAUCUGUCACGUAGACGGCUUUGUUAUUUGAUUCUGCUUCUUCUGUGCGGUGCGUCUAGACUUUGCUUUGCUGGCGAGUAAGGGUUCUGAACUGGUUUUAUGUUUUGCUUCAAAGCGGGCCGUCAGUGCCGGAUAGGCGAUCAAUCAAUCUUCUCGAAAUGCCG